Microbotryum saponariae is the source of this 832-nucleotide messenger RNA. The record is from the annotation of a GenBank genome assembly. Lineage: Eukaryota; Fungi; Basidiomycota; Microbotryomycetes; Microbotryales; Microbotryaceae.
AUGUUAGAUUCCCAACUGGGAAGCAUCGCCCCUUGCGUGCAGUGGGGCGGGCCCGGCGCUUGGCCAGGGCGAUCCUCUCUCUUCUUCUGUCUGGGAUGUGGUGUUCCAAUCCUUCCUUGAUUCUCUCAGUCGGCGCAACAUUGCGCUGACUAUCACUCUUCCGGAGCUGGCUCCUCGUCCGCAGACUCGAUGCAUCACCAAUUUGGCGUUCGCGGAUGACGCCGUCGUCGCUGUCGCUGGACCGGAAGCUAUUGCUUCGCUCGAGGCGUUAGCUCGGGAUCGGCGACUCGCGACGAACGGCCGUCUAAACACCGACAAAACCGUGGUGAUGCCAUUGGGCGCGACGUUGUGGGAUCGCGCGGACUUGUCCAAACUGUCGUUCGUGGCACCGGACGAGUCUCUUCCCUGGAUCGGUCUCUAGUUUGCGCCUGACGGCAACAACAGGCUGGGAUUCCAUGAUCUUGAGCGAAGGGUUGAUCGAGUGAUUCUAUUGGUGCGCGACCGAUGGAUGACGCACCAUACCCGGGCUUUCUAUCUCAACCGCUACGGCAUCUCCAAGGUGCUGCACUCUCUCUCCGCCGACAUACCGCCAUCCGACGUGAUCAAGGUGAUCGAGCGCAAGCUUGCUGACUUUGUGAAGGGAGGACCGCGGCCCGGCGACUACAAGCAAUCGGUCGUCUUCACGGCACGGGCGCGAGGUGGUCUCAGCGUCUUGAGCAUCCAAGAUGUGGUGGAUUCUUUUUUUUUUUGUAGAAAACGUUCAUCAUAUUGCCCCCAGUUCCUGUUCCCCCUGUUUCGGCCUACGGAAAAACUAGAUGGAAGACUACGAUGA